AUGGAUAUUUAUAAUGUUCGUUUGUCAGAAAUUGUGAGUUUACAAGAUUCAAUUAGGUCUGAACUACAAGACUCUAUAUCGAAUAGAAAAUCAAGUAUUCAAGAAAUACAACGCAGCACUGAGGAAAUAGGUAAUAAAAUCAUUCAUAAUAUCACUGUCAAAGUUUUACAGCGUAUUGAAACUAUUAUGGGAACUAUGGAAGGGUUGUUGAACCGUUGUGAGGCUGUUGAGAAGAAACUGCAUGAGUACAGAAUUGUUCAAGUUAAAAAGACGAAUUUUGAAUCAGUAGAUCAUACUAUCAACAAUAUAAAAGAAGAUAUAAGAUCUUAUUAUCAAUGUAUCGACAGAAUAACUGGAGUGUUUAUAAAGGUGAACGAGUAUAAGAGUAACCUUGUUAACAGUAUAAAUCAAGAAAUAACAAAAUUAUCUGACAAUACGUCUCAUGUGAAGAUUCAAAGUGAGAUUCAGAACUUCAAUAAAAGUUUCGAAAACAAUCCAAAACUUAAUUCUUGUAAUCCUAAUAAUCAAUUUAGUAUAUUUAUUAAACAAGAACUUAAAGGUAUCCAAAGUGCUCUAAUUUCGGCGACUAAGCUUCGACAAGAUGCUGAUGAUGAUAUUACGAAUGCCAUCAAGAAGUUCACUGAAACUCUUCAAAAUGGGCUUACAAUUGCUGUUUCAAAUUAUUCAGUCUCUUAG
Molecule: messenger RNA, 696 nt
Organism: Cryptosporidium muris RN66
Lineage: Eukaryota; Apicomplexa; Conoidasida; Eucoccidiorida; Cryptosporidiidae
Exons: 1
Coding region: 1-696 (231 amino acids)
Molecular function (GO): structural constituent of cytoskeleton
Source: RefSeq, a predicted model, not a curated record